GAUAUAUAGGCAGCGUUAUUGGGUCUUUUUGGCGUAAACGACUGCGCUUAAGCAACGGAUAAAGUCAUACGUCGAAAAAAAUUGAAGAUAAGUAAUUCAGCCAAAGCACAAUGCUCGUCCGUGCGCUUCCUUUCCAGUCGCGUUGCCGACCGGUUAGCAGCACGCCUCAGCCUAGCUUGGCACCAAGGCGUAUGGUCGUCGUCCGGGCGCAGGCUUCCACGGAGCUAGCUUACGUGGUAAAGGAUUUCAUGACAAGUGGACCAAUUUACAACUGUACGCCGGAUGACACGGUGGACUCCGCGCUUGAAGUGCUUGUAGAGAAGCGCGUCACAGGUAUGCCCGUCGUCGAUGAAGAGAACCGCGUGGUCGGUGUCGUCUCGGACUUUGACUUGCUGGCACUGGACGCUCUGGGGCGGGUCAACUUGGACCAGAACCUCUUCCCCUCGGCGGAUCAGAGCUGGCAGGCUUUCAAGGAGGUCAAGAAGAUGCUGGCGAAGAGCGCUGGCAAGAAGAUCCGUGACGUCAUGACGCCCCAGCCCGUCACUGUACGCCCAGAAACCAACCUCAACGAUGCCACCAACCUGCUAAUCAGCCGCAAGAUCCGGCGGCUGCCCGUGGUGGACGCCGAGGGGCGGCUGGUGGGCGUCAUCAGCCGCGGCAACAUCGUCAAGGCGGCGCUGGACAUGCGCAACGCGUCCAAGGCGGCAAACGGCAGCAGCCACUGAGUGGUGGUGAGCAGGAUGAUGAGCAUGAGAGCCGCAGGGCAGGAGCUCUGAGUGGAGCUGACUCGGCCGCAAGUCCUCCACCCUCAUGUGCAGUGGUGGUGCCAUCUUGCAUGCGCGCACGAAUCAGGCUGUGCGCGAAAUCUGGCUGUGCGCAAUCCUGACUGUGCCUCGCGCGGGGGCUGCAUGUCGGUGGGUAAUGUGUGCGUGGUUCUUGGCAGCAACAGCGGCUCUUGUACGGCACAAUGGAUGAGAGACGUUUUCAUGCCAGGAGGGGAUUGUGUCCCAUGGCACCCCAUGGCACGGUAUAAAAGGAGUGUAUGUAGUGUAGCGAGAGUGUGCAGCGGGUUUGACACAGCAUUGUACACUAUUGAUUCUCCAUGGCAGUUAAGCUGUUUGAAGGGAACGGGAAGGAGCGCAGUAAGAUUGCGCAGCGAAGCGAGGGCUUGGUGGCAGCUCCAGCGUUUCUAUGGUUAACGGCAAAAGAGGGUUAAGUUGUGAGGGAGAGUUGGGGUGUCUGCGAGACCUUUUUGAAUUAAAUAUUCAGCGGUGUUGAACAGUGUUAGGUGGUGUCCCGUUGGAACAGCUUUGGGGGCCCGUGUGAAACAGGGAAAGAGGACAAGGGUGUAGGGCCUUUGGCACGAAUAACCCGACAUGGGGGGCGAGCCGUUAUGUCCCACAGUCCGUGCGGGGCACCUCCUGCGUGCACGGUAGCACGGUAAACCCUUGCAACGUAUGGCAACCGGGGGCAGCCCUUACAGCGCCCCAGUGGACGAAGUCGACGUCCACUAUGACCACUUGAGUGCUUAUUAUGGUGUAACGGGUUGCUUGGAGGGUGCAGCCGUAAUAAGCUGCGAUUUGAUGGGAAUGCAAUUAUGACU
Astrephomene gubernaculifera is the source of this 1603-nucleotide messenger RNA. The record is from the annotation of a GenBank genome assembly. Lineage: Eukaryota; Viridiplantae; Chlorophyta; Chlorophyceae; Chlamydomonadales; Astrephomenaceae.